Messenger RNA from Psylliodes chrysocephalus, 699 nucleotides. Lineage: Eukaryota; Metazoa; Arthropoda; Insecta; Coleoptera; Chrysomelidae. The record is from the annotation of a GenBank genome assembly.
CAACAAAUGAAAAUGGCUUAAAACGUUAGAUUUUUUCAAUGUCAAAAAAAACUUAGUUGUUGAAAAACUUAACAGAACAUGGUUUCAUUUUUGUAAUCUAUUCACCUUCAUUUAUCCAGAUUAAAAAUAUCCAAGAACAAUGUACUGUAUAUACAAAAUUACAAGUGUAUUUCAAUAAACAUUGCGUCAUACAUAAUACCCAUUAAAAAAAAUACUUUAAGAAAUGGGAGCUGAACAAAGUCGUGUCGAUCUUCAUGACCAUGAGACCUCCAGUCAUAUACCUACAUAUAUCACACGAGUUACUUCGAACUUUAUUUUGGCCUUGUAUAAUGGAAUUUUCUACGCUUGUAUUAUCAUUAGACCAGCUACAGUAAUAAAAGAUGGAUAUACAGUAUAUUUUUUUCAUUUUAAAGGAGAGGCUGAAGUACCUUCAAAUUGUAUUAUAGGAAACCUAUGGUGUUUAAUGAAUUGUGAAAUCACCUACACAGAUGCUAAUGGUAAGAAAUGCACUGGUAGAAUCAUUGGUACUGACCAAAAUAAUGUUGACUCAAAUUAUGAUCAACCGAUGAAUUUUUUUGUAUACAAUUGUAAUCAAUGUGAAUGGGUUUCUUUUCCAUAUAUCUUUAUGACCAGAGAACAAGCAAGACUUUUAUGUGGUUAAAAUGUUAAACUAACGUCAAUUUAUAAUAAAGUGCCAGA